AUCCCUGUCAUUACGUCUGGCAGCUUUUUCACUAAAGCUCAAACUAAAUGCCUCAAAGUGCCACAUCCUCAUGUGGAAAGCAGUCGGGCAGCAGCACUUUCACUCGCCGCUACCGCACACGAGCCCUCACCUCUCAUGUGGAUGAGACCCUCUUUGGGACACCAAAACAGCAUUCUGCUGGUGAUAUGAAAGACGAUCCUGAAGGCGGAAGCGUGAGAUUGAGGACACGCUCUGCUCCUGCACCCAAAGAGCCAAAUUUAGAGACAGUGCGCAUCAUCACUAAAGACCUUAUCAGGGACCUCAGAAUCCCAAAUGAGGACCCAUCUGGGCAGUCUGUCAUCCUGUCCACAGCUGAGUUCAGGCGAAUCCUGGUGGAGUCUCAUGUUCCUAGUGAAGAGGAGGAGGCAGCUGUGCUACAGGUCCAACGCCAAGCCCGUGAGGAAGCCAUGGAUUCUGCAGAGCAGAGAAAAGCACAGAUGCGUCAGGCGGACCUAUCUCGGCAGAAGAACCAGAACCUCAGUGAACUCGAGGCAGAGGCAAGAGACCGGGCUCAGUACCUGUUGGAACGGGCGAACGCCCUGAGAAUGGAACAAGAGGAUGAAGUCAAGAAGCUCAAUGAGUUAAUUCAGGAAGUGCAGUGCCAUGUUGUCCGGGAUGCACAAAUUCAGGAGAAGAAACAGAACCAUGCAGAGUGGCAGGAGGAAGAGAAGAGACUGGAUGCCAUGAUGGAGGUGGAUUGUCGCCGGGCCUUAGAAACCCGGGAACAAAUUGAACAGCUACUAAAGCAGCAAAGGAUUAAUGGGAAGUUGUGCAUCCUGGAUCAGAUUCAGAUGUGUCUGGAGGAGAAAAUGCUACAGAAUGAGUUGAAGGAGCAGGAGGGUCAGCAGUUGUUGGAAACCAUGGAGAGGAUGCAGAUGGAGGAGCUCAAGGCCAUUGAAAGAAAGAAGGAGGAGCAGAGGAAUUUGCUUCAAGAGAUUCAGAAGAUAAAUGAAGAGAAUUUGCUUGCUAAAGAGCAGAAAAAGGAAGAAGAGAAAUUAGCAGAUCUGCGAGCUGUAGAGUAUACACGUAAGAAAUUGGAACGAGAGGCAGAGUAUGAAGCUGAGCAGAUACAAAUCAAGAAAGACAAAGAGAAGGAAGUGGCGCGACUGAGAGUUCUUCAAGAAAGGGACAGAGACCAUAAAGCUGAGCAGGAUGAGAUCAGAGCACGGAGGAACCAAGAAGCGGCUGCAAGGGAAUGGAGAAGAAAAGAAAAAGAGCAGACUCUAAGAAAGCUGGAAGUAGAAGAGAAGCUGAAGGCUGCUCGUUUGGAGCAAGUCACUCACAAGGAGCACUUGCUGUCCAUUGAAGCUGGACGAGAGAGAGCAGAGUUUGAGAGGGUCCUGAGAUUUGAGAGCAUCGAGAAGGGAAUGAUUGUCUGUUAUACACACAAUGGGCAAGUUGUUGCAUGA
Molecule: messenger RNA, 1448 nt
Organism: Sinocyclocheilus grahami
Lineage: Eukaryota; Metazoa; Chordata; Actinopteri; Cypriniformes; Cyprinidae
Product: cilia- and flagella-associated protein 45-like
Exons: 11
Coding region: 48-1448 (466 amino acids)
Source: RefSeq, a predicted model, not a curated record